This is a messenger RNA of Sinocyclocheilus anshuiensis, 3694 nucleotides long. Its product is annotated as mannosyl-oligosaccharide 1,2-alpha-mannosidase IB-like. Gene Ontology annotation, biological process: carbohydrate metabolic process; mannose trimming involved in glycoprotein ERAD pathway. NCBI's taxonomy places the organism in Eukaryota, Metazoa, Chordata, Actinopteri, Cypriniformes, Cyprinidae. The record is from RefSeq and is a predicted model, not a curated record. The coding region runs from base 1001 to 2938 and encodes 645 amino acids. Gene Ontology annotation, cellular component: Golgi membrane; extracellular exosome; endoplasmic reticulum. The transcript is spliced from 14 exons. Gene Ontology annotation, molecular function: mannosyl-oligosaccharide 1,2-alpha-mannosidase activity; calcium ion binding.
AGGACUGAGAGGAGGAGUAGCUGUUGCAGUAACAACAUCCUGGAUAUUGGAGCCUGGCGGCGCACACGGCUACAGAAAUAAAGGAGGAACGAAGACGUAAGGGAGGCGGCGGUGGUAAUCUCAAACGCUUUAGUGUAUAGAAGCAGGGACAUGAACGUGAAUUUGGCAACUUUCAGGCAUUAAUUGUGGAUUUAUGCUCUAUGGCGCCGAUUUAUCCCGAGGCACCGACAAGGUGAUGCAGCAGCGGCAGGACGGGAUCAGUCCGCUACACGGCUGCCAGCUGAAUGCCUUUACUGGAGGAGAAAGGCGCAGCACACGUCCAGCGCAGGCCGGCUUGAUCUUUUAUUAAAAUAGGACAGUAUGUAGAGAGGAUCACCCAGCAGCUGGGAAACACCCGUGGUUAACUUUCAUUAUUGAAUCGGCUCUCGAUAUCGCUCUCCAGAGACGCUGCCACGGCAUCAAGCGGAUCAGGCCUGUGCUGAGCCACCGUGCGCGCUUCGCGAUAUUUAACGUACCGUUGAAAGCGCACAAAUGUGACGGGAACUUUUAUCGUUAACACGCCUAACGAAAGCACCUAGUGCUGUAACAUUGUGUUUACUCUCCGCUUGGCCAGUUUUCUUUAUGUUUACAUAGGUUGCGAUACUGUUUUGUCUUAUCAAACUGUUUUCCUUUAUCGAUAACGGAUAAUUGUAUUGCUAGUUUAAGAUAAACAAUACGCCUAACCGGCGGUGAGGGUGGACUCGCCGUUUAUCGUGAAGAUAACGACUCGACCCAACCCGUCUUGCCCCAGAGAAGCUUUCGGAUCAAAGCGAGAUUCAUGGAUCAGAAUGAUAAAAAGACCCUCACGAACAAGUGGAAACAGUUGUGAUCUACAGGACGACUCCAUUUCUAAGAGAUAAGCAGACAUUUGGCAGUAAAGCUCCGCAAUGAGAUAGUGUGGCUUACACAAAAAAAACGACCUUGACACUUAUCCCACCAUAUUUCAGUUCAUCAUCAAAAUAUGACCACGCCAGCUCUAUUGCCACUAUCGGGACGUAGGAUACCUACCCUCUCGCCAGGUGCCGCCUCAUUCCCCCAUCACAGAGCCACCUUACGGCUCUCAGAGAAGUUCAUCCUCCUCCUCAUCCUCAGUGCCUUCAUCACCUUGUGCUUCGGAGCAUUUUUCUUCCUUCCAGACAAUUCCAAACACAAGCGCUUUGACUUUGGUUUGGAGGACGUGUUGAUACCGCACAUCGAGUCAGAGAAGGAGGCAAGGCACAGCAGCAGACAGGUCAUACAUGGUGUGGGAGGUCAUGACGAGCAUCGGCACAGGGAAGAAGAGGAGAGCCUUCGUGACAAGAUCCGGGCAGAUCAUGAGCGGGCACUGCAGGAAGCCAAGGAAAAGCUCCGCAAAUCCAAAGAGGAGCUGAAGGCAGAGAUCCAGACAGAGAAGACCAAGGUAGCCGAGGACCUGAAGAAGAAAGAUGGACCCAAACCACUGCCUCCAGUAUCUAUGCCCAAACUGGUAGGGGUCAAUAAUGGUGACCCAGGGGACCCUGACACCAAGGAAAAGAGGGACAAAAUCAGAGAGAUGAUGAAACAUGCGUGGGACAGCUACAGGCAAUACGGCUGGGGCCACAACGAGCUCAAACCCAUCGCCAAGAAAGGACAUUCCACCAAUAUCUUCGGUAAUUCCCAGAUGGGGGCCACUAUAGUAGAUGCCCUGGAUACCCUUUACAUAAUGGGCCUCCACGAUGAGUUUAAGGAUGGCCAGGAAUGGAUCGAGCAAAACUUGGAUUUCAGUGUGAAUGCAGAAGUAUCUGUCUUUGAGGUCAACAUCCGCUUCAUUGGAGGGCUUCUGGCUGCAUACUACCUCUCUGGACAGGAGGUUUUUAAGGUGAAGGCUGUCCAGCUGGCAGAAAAGCUGCUUCCUGCCUUCAACACCCCAACAGGCAUCCCUUGGGCCAUGGUCAAUUUGAAGAGUGGAGUGGGGCGUAACUGGGGCUGGGCUUCAGCUGGAAGCAGUAUUCUGGCUGAGUUUGGGACGCUGCACAUGGAGUUUGUGCACCUGACGUAUCAGACUGGAAACCCUGCCUACUAUCAGAAGGUGAUGCACAUACGGAAACUGCUGGCUAAGAUGGACAGACCCAACGGGCUUUACCCCAACUACCUGAACCCACGCACAGGACGCUGGGGCCAGCAUCACACCUCAGUAGGUGGGUUGGGUGAUAGUUUCUAUGAGUACCUGUUGAAGGCCUGGCUAAUGUCUGAUAAAACAGACUCAGAGGCACGCAAGACCUAUGAUGAUGCCAUCGAGGCUAUCGAGCGCCACCUCAUCCGGAAGUCCAACGGUGGCCUUACUUUCAUCGGGGAGUGGAAAAAUGGCCACUUGGAGCGUAAGAUGGGCCACCUGACUUGCUUUGCUGGGGGCAUGUUUGCUCUGGGGGCUGAUGGGUCGCCAGAUGAUAAAGCUGGACACUAUCUGCAGCUCGGAGCAGAGAUUGCACACACCUGCCACGAAAGCUACGAUCGCACUGUGCUGAAGCUCGGUCCAGAGGCCUUUAAGUUCGACAGUGGGCUGGAGGCAGUGGCUGUGAGACAGAAUGAGAAAUACUAUAUCCUGAGGCCUGAGGUCAUCGAGACGUACUGGUACAUGUGGAGAUUUACCCACGACCCCAAAUACAGGCAGUGGGGCUGGGAAGCUGUGCAGGCUAUAGAUAAAUAUUGCCGAGUAAGCGGAGGAUUCUCUGGUGUUAAAGAUGUCUACUCCUCCAACCCCACCUACGAUGACGUCCAGCAAAGCUUCUUCCUGGCUGAAACGCUCAAGUAUCUCUAUCUACUUUUCUCCAGCGAUGAGCUGCUGCCUCUUGAGAACUGGGUGUUCAACACGGAGGCCCACCCUCUGCCCGUCCUGCACCUGGGCAACAUCACCCUGCCUGGCAGCGAGACCCAGCGGUAAAGCAGACUCACCGGGGGGGCGUCCUCCCCCUCGCUUGCCCCUUUUCUAUACGCCUCCCUCCUUGUGAAAGACAGCAGCUGCCAGUGCAAAAGAGAGGAGAGAACUGUACCCACCAACCACUGUCUCGUCCCGGUCUGUGAAUCAAGGGACUGCAGUGAACGGAUGGGACCAGAACAGACCGAACUCUCUUUAUCUAUGUCUCUCUCAUAUAUUCUCUGAAGGACAGACUGCUGGAUUAAUCGUGUGUCUCUCUCUUGUGGCCGCUGGCCUGACAUGUCCGUACACACUGUACACGCAUUAGCGGACUAAAAGACCUUCUGAAAUGGAAGUGUGUUUCUCACUUGGGGAAGGAUUUUAACAAGUUAAUUUGUUCUUUUUUUUCCCUCUCUCUCCAAUUUGGCAGCAUUUCAUAUCAUCAGCUGAGUGCUAAACCACUUCAAAAUGAUGGAUUAAUGGUUCUCUGACCAGACCGCCUUUAGAGUCUUUCUCUUUCUGAGCUGGGCUCCUGGAGAUGCCAGAUGUUGGAUGUGACCUCCUGUGAAAUCUUUCUCCAGCUGAGGCUGAAUUUAGGCCAGAGGCCCCCAGGAAUGUUCUUUUCUCCAUAAUUUCUCUAGAUCUACAGUAUCUAUGAUGUCUUUGUUAAGGUUAGCGGGUAAAAACGGGCACAUGCUGCUAAUCGAACAGUUGCUGCCUGUGACACAGUCACCACCGUCAUUCCAGAAACCUGCGUUGUUCCAGUCCCAUCUUUUUUUUUUU